AUGAUGAAGGGAAGCCGAACGUUGGUGCCAGCCCGCAGCGGCGUAAUGACAUCGACGGUUUGCGUGCUUUGGCUGUGUUUGCGGUCAUCUUUUUUCAUGCAAAUCCUGCAUGGCUUCCUGGGGGGUUUGCUGGAGUCGAUAUGUUUUUUACCAUCUGGCUACGUGAACACAGUUUCUUUACUUCAUGGCUGUGAAGAUACAUGCGUGGACACAUUAAACUUCUAUGGCCGGCGCAUGUGGCGUUUGGCACCUGCCCUCAUGGCGACCGUGCUGAUCACCACCAUCCUCAAUUCUGUGCUCAUGCUACCUUCCUCUCCAGGCAUGGAUGGUUACUACAUAUCAGGUCUCCUUGGGCUUGUGGGCUUGUCCAAUAAUUACUUUGCCAGUCUGCAGCUAGAUUAUUUUGAAAACGGGCACAGCCAUCAGGAGCUCAAUCCCUUCAUGCACUUGUGGUCAUUGGGUGUUGAAGAGCAGUUCUAUGUACUCUUCCCUUUCCUGCUGAGCUGGGCGCGAAAGCUUCAGUCGCCCGCUUGGGUUAUCGCAGUGUGCGCUGUCAUUUCCAUGCUUGUGUCCUGCAUCCUCACCUGCUCGACUUAUUCCAACGCCCAAGUCGCGUUCUAUAUAUUACCGUCCCGGUUUUGGGAGUUGGCGCUUGGCGCGUGUUUCAUAUGA
Prorocentrum cordatum is the source of this 672-nucleotide messenger RNA. Lineage: Eukaryota; Dinophyceae; Prorocentrales; Prorocentraceae. The record is from the annotation of a GenBank genome assembly.